AUGGCCUCGCUAGCUGAACUUGCUGCCCCUGUCGACAGUAGCGAGUUCCUCGACUUGGACGCUUGGUCCCGCGCCCUGGAUGACUGGGCCGUCAAUGAAAGAGGGACAAAGACGGGGCAACCGCCGUUUGUGCCUGGCGUCCUCAAGGAUGCCGGGCUAGCCAGGAUCACGGAGGACUUCUGCCACUUGGGGCAGUCGUUGCAGCUGUGCUGGACUUGGUCCGCACACGCUGAAUCUACUCAGAGUCUGCUACUUAGAGUGAGGGACAAGAAGGCAUCCUUACAUGCUGCGGCACCUGUGGCGAGCCUGGGCAUAAUUCCAGGACUUGCCGCAGGCCUAAUAAUUGGCCCGUUCUCAUAUGAGAACAGGGGGGUAUACGGGGGGGUUUACAGCCCGUUCUCAUAUGAGAACGGGGGGAGUUUCUAG
Pseudogymnoascus destructans is the source of this 426-nucleotide messenger RNA. RefSeq lists its product as uncharacterized. The transcript is spliced from 3 exons. Lineage: Eukaryota; Fungi; Ascomycota; Leotiomycetes; Thelebolales; Thelebolaceae. The record is from RefSeq and is a predicted model, not a curated record. Bases 1 to 426 code for a protein of 141 amino acids.